Molecule: messenger RNA, 711 nt
Organism: Penicillium waksmanii
Lineage: Eukaryota; Fungi; Ascomycota; Eurotiomycetes; Eurotiales; Aspergillaceae
Exons: 1
Coding region: 1-711 (236 amino acids)
Source: RefSeq, a predicted model, not a curated record
AUGUCUCAAACAAAGAUCAAAGCCGUUUUCUUCGACUUCAUGGGCACCUGUCUUGAUUGGCAUACCAGCGUGGUCAAAUCCUUGCCUCCUUCCAUCCCAGAGGCGGAAAGAUCGAAGCUUGCGCUUGAAUGGCGCAGAAGAUACUUCCUUGAGAAUAGCCAACGUCACCAACAAGGACUUUCGCCCGAGGAUAUCGACGUUACCCUUGCCCGUGUUCUCGAUGCGGUACUUCCCGACUUUCCUUCUUCUAACGCCGCCAUAGCCCCCGAUGUCAAGGAACAGAUUAUCCAGGCCUGGCACUCUCAACCUGCGUGGCCGGAGGUCGGAAAAGCAAUUCGCAGCCUACGCGAUGAUCUUGGCCUCGAAGUCUUUGUUCAUGCCAAUGGUACAACCCGCCUGCAGCUUGAUCUGACGCGCUCUUCCGGCUUAGAUUUCAACAUGCUAUUCUCCAGUCAGUUGCUAGGUGUCUAUAAGCCUAGUCCGUUGGCAUAUCAAAAAGCACUGGACCUGGUCAAACUAAAGCCGGAGGAGGUUGUUCUAGUCGCGGCGCAUGCUUACGACUUGCGCGGCGCUCAAAGCGUUGGACUGAAAACCGUUUAUAUACAGCGAUGGACUGAUGACAUAGACGAGGAUAUGGAUCAGGUGAGAACUGAGUUUGAUGAGUUUCUUGACGAUAUGGAGAAUCUGCCCGCUAUUAUUACCCGGCUGUGA